Molecule: messenger RNA, 2102 nt
Organism: Salmo salar (Atlantic salmon)
Lineage: Eukaryota; Metazoa; Chordata; Actinopteri; Salmoniformes; Salmonidae
Product: sterile alpha motif domain-containing protein 7-like
Biological process (GO): negative regulation of DNA-templated transcription
Cellular component (GO): nucleus
Molecular function (GO): chromatin binding; histone binding
Source: RefSeq, a predicted model, not a curated record
CGCUGUACCACAAAGACUAGGACUCCGUUCUUCUUCUGACUGGCGGUGCAGUAAUGAUAGUAGUGACAGGCUUGAAUGUACAUUAGUCUGUUUGUUUUGAAGCGUUGGUUUGGUCACUAACUGGAAAGGUCGGGCCAUGACCCCAAGGGAGCAGCUGAGGAAGAUGUCAGCGAUGGGGGAGCAGGGGGCUCUGGAUGAGAAACACUGGUACCGCCUGGUCAAUGGCAUGUCUGCUAGAGAGCUAUGUCAGAGGCAGGAGAUGAUGAUGAGGAACCAGAUAGCCAUGGCUCCUCAGACACUAGCCCAAGGACAGCAGAGGCUACAGGGGGUGCCCACCCAGUUUGAGCCUCGCUUCAUGGAACGAGAGCUAGUUCCACCCUCGGAGAUGGUAUCUUCCGAAGCCAGGCAGAUGCACAUGGGGGGUCACCUGGGUCCGCCCAUGCCCCCACACCCUGGAAUUUCUGUCAGGGGCUUCCCUGGAGUUGGUUACAGUUUCAUGCCCUCAGAGCCCAUGGAGACAGUUGCCCGGCGACAGGAGCUCAUCCACAAGCAGAAUAUCGCCAGGAUGGAGAUGAAUGCCAUCCUCCACCAGAAGGAGAUGGAGAACGCCCAUCAGAAGGGUCUGAUGGGUAUGGAUGCGCCUGUGAUGUACCAGUCCAACGCUAUGGCUCUCCGGGGGCGCCAGCGCCUCCCAGACGGCCACGACUUCUUCGUCCACCGUACCACCCUGGAGGAAAUGCAGACCAACAACCUCCUGAUGUCCUCCAGCCCCUAUCCACCAAUCAGCACACUGCAGAGGGAGAGGGGCCGCAGGGCUGGUCGCAGGGCAACUAAUCACAAGAGCGCAGAGAGCCAUGCGUCUGGCCCCAAGGGCCAAUCGGAGGACAAGAGCGUGGAGCAGAGUCCCGGGGGUGCCUCUGGAGAUGAGAAAGAGGCAGAGGGGAAAAUGGACAUGGGAGGGGAGGCAGUCAGCAAACAACAUCAAAUCAAAAUGGACACAGAGCUCUUGUCGAAUGGCAGAAAGAGCUACAAGGAGGCGGCGCAGGGCCUGCGCAAAGCCUGCAUGAUCAGUCAAGACGGCUGCCCUGAUGUCACCAACUGCAACAGCGGCACCAGCGACAAAGACAGGCCCAGUCAAUGCUCUGCGUUCCAGUAUCCCUCCGCCAGUGGACCUAUCCCAGGCAUGCCUUACAUGUUCCCUCCUGGGCCACCCAAUCUCUUUCUCAACGGACAAGAUAUGUCCUCUGUUGAAGACCUUAGGAAGUGGACAGUGGAUGACGUGUACAUCUUCAUCAAAAACAUGCCCAGCUGCUCUGAAUAUGCUCAGACGUUCAAGGACCACAUGAUAGAUGGCGAGACAUUGCCAUUCCUGACAGAAGACCAUCUACUGGACACAAUGGGACUAAAGCUGGGCCCGGCACUCAAGAUACGAUCACAGGUCUCGAGCCGGCGAGGCAGCAUGUUCUACAUGAUGAGCCUCCCACUCUCCGCUGCCGCCGCCCUACAGGCCACCCCUGAGAAGGCAGCAGGAGACAGAUCGUCAGAGAUCAGCUCCCCUGUAUACUGUAACAGUGUGGAGAUGAUGGGCAGCCCCUGUACCAGAGACCCAAAAGGCCGGAAACCCACAGACCCCCUCCCAGAGACUGACAACCCCUCUCCCCACUCGGCCAGCAGUGAAACUGCCUGAGGCAUCAGUGAGGGAGGUACGAGUCCUCGGGCCAGUGACUCAGUUCCAAGUUGACCCCUAGCUCCUACCACAUACUGUACAUAUAGACACAAACCCCCUAAGGACUUAAUGUAGAUCUUUAAGCAUUGGAUGGGUAUAAGUAAUGGAUGCAUCUUGCCCUCUGAUCGGCUAGGUGGAAUGUUAAUUGCAUCUGUCCAACCCUUGGAAACAUUCAGAAGUGCAUAGGUAGUAGGAAGUAGGGGUCAAUUUGGAAUUCAGCAAGUGUUUCAGCCCUAAGAGCUGUUUUUAAGCCUUCAGGCUAUUGUGUUCAAAUCAAAUCAAAUUUGAUUUGUUACAUGCUGCCGAAUACAACAUGUAUUACAGUGAAAUGCUUACUUACAAGCCCUUAGCCAACAAUGCAGUUUUAAGAAAAUAC